Ophidiomyces ophidiicola is the source of this 1845-nucleotide messenger RNA. RefSeq lists its product as uncharacterized. The record is from RefSeq and is a predicted model, not a curated record. Gene Ontology annotation, biological process: regulation of DNA-templated transcription. Gene Ontology annotation, molecular function: DNA-binding transcription factor activity. The transcript is spliced from 3 exons. NCBI's taxonomy places the organism in Eukaryota, Fungi, Ascomycota, Eurotiomycetes, Onygenales, Onygenaceae. The coding region runs from base 1 to 1845 and encodes 614 amino acids.
AUGACUUCAAAUCUCCCGUCACCAUGGACUCUGGAUAUCCUAUCAACGGAUGCUUUCCCUGGUGUACCUCCUCCUUUUUCAUACCCAGCAUCGGGUGGAGCGUCAUUGUUGGGGGUAGUGGACGAACUUGCGCCGCUUGGUGGCUCUGUCUAUGGUCUCCAAAAUGUCGUUAAGGAAGAAGAACACCAAUUGGCCUCCAAUCAAGGGAGGAAAAGAGCGCCUCCCAAGAAAAACUCCAAAUCUAAGUCGAAACCUGAAGCAAACCCGGAAGUAAAUCAAGGAUCCAGGAAACGAGGCCGGCCGAGAGUACACACAGGAGACGAAACAGCUGCCGAACGCCGGCGGACGCAAAUACGUCUCGCACAGCGAGCGUAUAGACUGCGAAAGGAAGCCGUUAUCACAACUCUCAACGAUCGAGUGAGACAACUAGAAGCUACCAUCGAUGAAAUGAACAAAAGAUUUCUUUCCUUUCACGAUAUUGCUCUUGAAUCUGGCGUUGUUUCCACACAUCCGCAACUUGCGCAGCGGUUACGUGAAACUACACAGUCCUUUCUUGACCUCGCAUCAGAUGUCUCGCGCAGCUCGGAUGACGAGUCACAAGAGCAACAAGAAGAAAUUCAAGAUAUUCAAUUACCAGUUGAAAAUCCCCCAAUUCAACAGCCUCCACCUACCCUUCCUAUGGAUAAUUCGUCAACAAACCCUAGCGAUGUCCUUGUGACCCCUCAUGGAAUAAGGACUGCCGUUCAGCAACCGUUCUUGCCUGACUCCGCGCCUGAGCCUCAAAGCACAACAGUAGCUUUUCCUUCCCUAGACGUUAGAGAUCCUAAUACGUACCUUGAUUACAGGUUUCUACAGGAGCAGGAGCUUCAAUUUCUGCUAUCAAAUUCAAUGUCUAUACCUCAUGAGCCAAGCAUCUGUCGAAGGUAUACGUACAGUUUUCAAGAGUUGUGCUUUUCCCGGCGUCUGCACCGUCGAUGUCUUGAAAUGGGCUACGCCUCGCUGGUCAAUCCGAACUGCAACCCUAAUCACUUGAACUAUACCUUCCGUUUCACAUUCGGCAUCGCAACGCGGGAGCGAUUGGCCCUGGUCUUUCGUUCUAUCCUUGACAGGAAAGCUGGGGAAUCUUUAGAAGUUUGGAGCAAACCUUUCUUUUAUAUUGGAAAUGCUGGCAUGCACUACCCACGGCAGGACGAAUUUGGCAACGUUAUAUUUCCCCCAAAUAUGCAUCCUCCUGAACGAGCAUUUGGGCCCUUCGCGUUUAACAACGUGGAGAAGCCACAUCAGUGCAAGAGCGUAGAGGAGCUGGUCGAUGCAAAUGGAUUUGGCGGUGAUUGGUUCGACUGCCGUGAUGUUGAAGGCUAUCUUAUUGAAAAAGGGAUCGUUAUACACAGUCGAGCUACCUUCCUUCGCAUACCCCAAUCAGCUGUUCCUGGAUAUACCUCCAGUAUCAGUUCUCCAUCUACACGUUCAUCAGCUGGAUCCCUGGAUCCACAACCGCUUUACUCGGACGUUCCCGAUAUAGAUCCGCAACCUAACUAUUCAUUGGCGGCGGCGACUACAAACCCAGCAUACUAUCCUUUCCAGAAUGAAGUCUGCUCCCAGAUGAUGGAUCUUCUGGGCCUGCCACAGGACCCCACGUUCAGAUUCGGCGCCAUUUCACCCCCGACCACAAAUAUCUCUUCAGAUAGUUACCAGACGCCGGAUAAACAGCCCUCCUUAAUAUUAGACGUCGAUAACUUCAUCACACAACUGGUCACUAGGUGCGUAUGCCUUGGCCGUGCACCCGGGAUUCGCAAACAUGAUGUUGAUGCAGCGCUCCUGGCAUCAGUGAGCAGCCAGUGGUGA